Molecule: messenger RNA, 126 nt
Organism: Acaulospora morrowiae
Lineage: Eukaryota; Fungi; Glomeromycota; Glomeromycetes; Diversisporales; Acaulosporaceae
Source: the annotation of a GenBank genome assembly
CCUUCUCGUAUCUCUUCAAACCCUUCACCUCCAUCGGUUAAUGCUUUCAUCAUUAAGCAGACUCUUAAAGUCAGAUUGAAUGAUUUUAAUUUUCUUGCAGUUCUGGGUAAAGAAAAUUUUGGAAAG